Molecule: messenger RNA, 1548 nt
Organism: Raphanus sativus (radish)
Lineage: Eukaryota; Viridiplantae; Streptophyta; Magnoliopsida; Brassicales; Brassicaceae
Exons: 2
Coding region: 1-1548 (515 amino acids)
Molecular function (GO): RNA-DNA hybrid ribonuclease activity; nucleic acid binding
Source: RefSeq, a predicted model, not a curated record
AUGGCAGCCCUGAGUAGGUUCAUCUCCAGGCUGUCCGACAAGUCGCAUGCUCUCUUCGAGACCUUGAAGGACCCCAAGGACUUCCAAUGGACCGAUAAAUAUGAGCAAGCCCUAUCUGAUCUCAAGGCCUACCUCACUACUCCACCUCUCCUCUCGAAGCCCUUGGAAGGGGAAGUCCUAUUGCUCUAUUUGGCGGUAUCAGAACAUGCGCUAGCCCUCGCAUUAGUUAAUGCGGCCCGAAAGCUACGCCCCUACUUCCAGGCUCAUCACAUCUUGGUGGUCACCUCUUUCCCCAUCAAAGCGGUCCUUCACAAGCCGGAAGUGUCUGGACGACUUGCAAAAUGGGCCAUAGAGCUAGGAGAGUACGAUGUGAUCUUCCAACCCACAACGGCCAUCAAGUCACAAGUCCUAGUAGAUUUUGUAGCCGAAUUAUCUCAUGCCUUGCUUCCAGCUCUGGAACAAGAAGUAAAGCUUCGCGAUAGUGAAGGGGAAAAAGGCGAAUGGACUCUAUACAUAGACGGAUCCAGCAACGUAAGGGGCGCAGGCGUGGGACUCUUCCUAACUUCCCCUACGGGAGAAUCUGCCUCAAGGGCCGUACGCUGCGACUUCAAAGCGACGAUCAAUGAGGCUGAGUACGAAGCUCUAAUAUCAGGGCUGACACUCGCCAAACAGAUGGGAGUAGAAGACAUACGGGUCCUCAGCGACUCACAACUACUCAUAAGCCAGGUCCAAGGAGAUUACCAGGCCAAAGAUCUGAGCAUGGUCAGGUACCUAUCAGUGGCCAAACGCCUACUCGACAUGUUCCAAAACUGUAAGCUUACUCAGAUCCCUAGGGAGCAUAACUCCCAAGCUGACGCUCUAGCUAAUCUAGGGUCCGCUAUAGAAACCACGAGUCACAUGCGCAUCCCACUGCUGGUACUUCAAUGGCCCGCGACAAAAAAGGAGACGGAGCCUCAGGAAGUGUCAGUAGUGGAUGAAGGAGAAACAUGGAUGACUCCCAUCAUCAACUAUAUAAGGCAUGACACCUUGCCUGCAGUUCGAGACGAAAGUCGGAAGAUAAGGAGGCAAUCUGCCAGGUACUGCUUCUCCGAAGGGAAAUUAUACAGAAGAUCCUUCUCAGGACCUUACUUGCGAUGUCUCACUAGAGAAGCCGCCGGGAUAUUAGAAGAACUCCACGAGGGAGAGUGUGGUUCUCACUUCAGUGGUCGAAGCUUGGUACUCAGAGCCAGAAGGGCUGGGUACUACUGGCCAACUAUGGCGAGGGACUCCCUCAAACAAGCUAAACUCUGCAGCCAAUGCCAGAAGCACGCCCCAGUCUCCAAUCUUCCACCGAAGAACCUCAAAUCUCUAAGCUCUCCUUGGCCCUUCCGAAAGUGGGGCAUGGACAUCGUGGGGAAAUUUCCCAUGGCACCGGGGCAAAAGGUCUUCCUCCUAGUCGUGACCGACUACUUCACAAAGUGGGGUGGAAGUGUAUCGAUCGAUUAUCACCGGGGAAAAAGGUCUUCACUAGCCAACAUAACGGAUCUCCAGAUCAGGAAGUUCCUAUAG